AUGUUCUGCAGGGAGGGUCUGAGCCCAAGGAAAAGUGAAACGCACACAAACGACCCAUCAGCCGAUGGAGGAGGCACAUCCAACCCCGACUUCUACUACAACCAGGAUGCGAUCUUCGCUCACGACUUCAUUAGAUAUUAUAGCGAUGAACAUAAUGAACCAACCAACCCGUGGAACGUCCCCUGGUUCUAG
Messenger RNA from Podospora bellae-mahoneyi, 192 nucleotides. RefSeq lists its product as uncharacterized. NCBI's taxonomy places the organism in Eukaryota, Fungi, Ascomycota, Sordariomycetes, Sordariales, Podosporaceae. Bases 1 to 192 code for a protein of 63 amino acids. The record is from RefSeq and is a predicted model, not a curated record. The transcript has 3 exons.